CACAGAUCUACCUUUGUCUUGAACUUCUCUGUGUUCUGAAACAACAGCAAUGGCGAAAACUAUGAGUGUGUGGUAUCUUUUGGUCACCAUAACUUUCCUUCAUGCUGCUUCUAGAGGUGCUACUGCUGAUACUCAAAAAGUUACUAAUAACCCUGCGGACAAGUUGGUAGCUGUGAUUAAUGAAAACAGAACUGCUGACAAGUUAUCAACUUUAUUUGAUAACCCGGGACUUGCCUGUAUUGCUCUACAAUACAUUAAGGCAUACCAGGGAGAUUGUAAUGCCGUUGGAGGACCUGAUGCCAAGAAGCCUCCUGAAUCUCAAUUUGCUGAAGUUUUUGCACCAACCUGUGGUGUUAAGACAUCAACUCUUGCUCUUACAACUGGUCGUUUUCUGGGGUGCCAGUCUAAGUAUGUCCAUGCACCUGAGGCAUUUUCCGAAAUCCUGAUAAGAAACCAGAAGAGUUUAGACAUACUGCACAGUAAGAAUCAUACUCAGGUGGGUGCUGCUGUCACAGGUACUGAUGGGGGGUCUCCUUAUUUCUGGUGUGUGUUGUUUAGCAAUGGCAAACCUAAUAGCACCUUUGCUUUUGAGGAUGGUGUGGCUAAAAUAUCAAGACCUGGUUGCUUUAGCGGAGCUAAUGAUGAGUGUAGUGGUGCUCAUGAUUGGUCACCACUCACUGGGAUAUGGCUACUUGCAACUUCAGUUCUGAUUGCAAUGGGGUUUGCUUUUCCAUUAUGAUCAUAAAUUGAGUUUUAAAUUGUAUGGAUUCCCACUUGAUUUAGGGGCCUUCAAUCGUCUUUGUUGUAUAUGACUGGCUUGGCCUCAGCUAUUCUUUUUUCCCCUUCAUUUUGAUUAUGUUAUUUAUCAACAGAUUCAGGCCAAUUGUUUUCUAAAUUCAUUGUUGGAAAUAUUUUUCUUAUGUU
Gastrolobium bilobum is the source of this 924-nucleotide messenger RNA. RefSeq lists its product as uncharacterized. The transcript is spliced from 2 exons. Lineage: Eukaryota; Viridiplantae; Streptophyta; Magnoliopsida; Fabales; Fabaceae. The coding region runs from base 50 to 739 and encodes 229 amino acids. The record is from RefSeq and is a predicted model, not a curated record.